GCUGCAGAACAGACGGAGGAAAACACAAAGCUUGAACUCAAAGGAAACACUGGAUUUCUGACAGCAGGCCCUAUACUACGAAGCAGGAUUUUGGUUUGUCCAGGUCGUUUCAGGGUUAACCCCCGGGUUUUCUGCACUACGAAGGCGGCUCACUUUUACUGGGUGCCAUCAUGGCAGCUCCCAGGAUCUCUCGCUCCACUUCGUCUGCUUCCAGUCUGACCUUCGAUGAUUAUUCUCUCUAUAGUAAUCUGAGUGAAGAUGAGCUGCUGCAGCUCGCCAUUGAGCGCAGCCUGACCGACACACACCGCAACACUGCCGCCGCCAACACCACCAUUGCCAACACCACCAUUGCCAACACCACCAACAUCUCUAGCCCUGUCCGGCCUCCUCAUUGCUGUGACAAACUGAACCCAGCAGCCAGAAACACAAACCAACACAGUCACAGCUCCCAUAAUUCUCCCCCAGUCCAGACCACAGCACACUACAGUUCACCGAACCCUCCAACCGAGAAGCCUCCGGAUCCGAAGACAUUUGAUGGGACAAUCAGUCUGUUUGUGACGGGUUCUGGGAAGAGGAUGGUGGCAUAUCGCAGACAUGAUGGCAGUCUGGUCCACUUCUGUCCAGAGCCUGAAGAGGAGGAGGAGCCUUUGUUCAAAGCAAUCCGUGAAGGUGAUGCGAGCAGAGUGAAAGUGCUUGUGAUGUGCCCAGCAACAAACCUGAUGCUGCCGAGUAAACCAGGCUGGCUGGCAGUUCACCAGGCAGCGUGGUUCGGCAAGGAACCUUGUCUGCGCAUGUUGCUGUCUGCUCAGCCUGGGAUGAUCAACAAGAGGACUGAGCGCGGUGAGACGGCACUACUGGUUGCCGUCAGCAGAGAACAUCUGGAAUGUGUUGAGGUGCUUCUGGGAAGAGGAGCUGAUCCUGACAUCCCAAACUAUGACAAAGAGACACCACUGUAUAAAGCCUGUGAGAGGAGUAACCCAGCAAUCGUGGCGCUGUUGCUGAACCAUGGAGUUGUGGUGAACACUCGCUGCAUUCAGGGCUGGACAGCGCUGCAGGAAGCCGUGGGCCGAAACAACGUGGAGAUCUGUGAGAUGCUCCUGAAGGCCGGCGCAAAACACAACAUCAGUAACAUGUAUGGCAUCACGCCACUGUUCACCGCUGCUCAGAGCGGGCAGCUCACCACACUUCGCUUUCUGCUUAAACACGGUGCUGACAUCAACAGUCAGGCAGCUGAUGGUGCCACACCUCUGUACGAAGCCACUAAAAAUGGACAUGAGCAAAUUGUUGAGCUCCUGAUUUCCCAGAAUGCUGAUGCCAACAAACCAGGAAAGAGGGGAUUGUUACCGCUUCACAUUGCUGCUCAGAGAGGAAGUGACAUCAUAGUCUCAAUGUUGAUCCCGGUCACCAGUAAGGCCAGAGUCCGGCGAACUGGCAUUAGCCCGCUGCACAUGGCAGUGGAGCGUAACCGUGAUGACGUCCUGGAGACUCUGAUUGAGGCAGGCUUUGACGUCAACGCUCAGCUAUCAGAGGAACAGUCACAGUUGUACGAGGAUCGCCGCAGCACGGCACUCUACUUUGCUGUCAUCAACAACAACAUCAAUGCUGUCCGAAUGCUCUUGGCUGCGGGUGCUGACCCAAACCUGGAUGUGUUCAAGCCUCUGAUGGUGGCGGCAAGGCAGGGCUGCAUCCAGACAGUCACCCUGCUUGUGGAACACGGUGCUGACAUCAAUGCCACCAUCCCCACCCACCCCACCACCUUCCCUGCUGUCUACAUGUUCUCCAUGAAGUACCUGCCCAUGUUCAAGUACCUGCUGGACCACGGAGGCCACGCCCUCUCCUGCUUUGAUUGCAUGUAUGGCAGCCGGCCUCACCCACCAAUCAAAACCAGCCGAUCAGAGAGGGAUGAAGUCCAUGACGACAACCUGGCCCUGUGGAGAAGAGGCGUUCAGUUCUGUGAGAUGGUCUCCGUCCCCAGUAUCUGUCGGUGGGCAGGGCCAAUCAUUGAUGUCCUAUUGGAUUACGUUGGCCAUGUGACGCUCUGCUCCAGACUGAUGGAGCACCUUGACAGUUACUCUGAAUGGAGCAGCAUCAAGGAGAAAGCAGCUCCACCACGGCCAUUGCUGCACCUCUGCAGGCUGCAGAUUCUGCAGCUGGUUGGUCGCCGUAGGUUGAAAAAGUUACCACUUCCAGGAGGUCUGAUCCGCUUCCUACAGUAUCAAGAUCUGUUGCAGGAUGACUGCUGAUGUUUAUCCAUUGAAUGGUUUGACUGAGAGGUAUUAUCAGCUCUGAUUUGUGAUCGAUCUCCUGAUGAUGCUGCAGACAGUAUGCAGUUUUGUAAUGCUGAUCUUAAAGCUGCAGGAAUCUUUUGUUUUUGUUUGCCUUUUGAGGAAAAGAAAUGUCACAUGUAAACAACAGGAGGCACUAUAAUUAUUACAAAUGCACAAAAUGCUUCAUAUCAUAUUCUGUAGAUGCAUCAGACUGGUGGGAGAUAAUUCUCUGCAAAUUUCUUGUGAAUAACUGUAAUGCAUAAAUGAAGCUUUGUACAUUGUUUGCUAGCAGGAUGACAUUGCAUUAUUGUAGUUUGAUAAGCAAGAAAUCAGUUUCUUAGAAAAAAUUUUGUGUCAAAUUUCAAGUUAAAUUGUUGUGUAUGAUUCAAGGGGCAGCACAGUGGUGUGGUGGGUAACGCUGCUGCCUCACAGCUAGAAGGUCAGGGUUCAGAUCGACCUUGGCCCGGACCUCUCUGAGUGGAGUUUCCAUGUUCUCCCCAUGUUUGUGUGGGUUUUUUCUGGUUUCCUCCCACAGUCCAAAGACAUGCAAUUAGUGGGGUUAAGUUUCCUGUUCAUUCUAAAUUGCCCACAGGUG
Messenger RNA from Archocentrus centrarchus (flier cichlid), 2862 nucleotides. RefSeq names its product ankyrin repeat and SOCS box protein 2-like. Gene Ontology annotation, biological process: intracellular signal transduction. The record is from RefSeq and is a predicted model, not a curated record. The transcript is spliced from 11 exons. Lineage: Eukaryota; Metazoa; Chordata; Actinopteri; Cichliformes; Cichlidae. Gene Ontology annotation, molecular function: protein binding. Bases 171 to 2243 code for a protein of 690 amino acids.